AAAGCUUACAAAAAAAAAAACACUUGGCAGAAUUUCAGAUAAUAAACAAAAUCAAAAAUAGUGAAGUUUUUAAACAAAAACCAUGGAAUACGAGAGCGUGCUGAUUGUCAAACCGGAGGUUUUCAUAUAUAAAAUACCACCGCGGGCGAGCAAUCGAGGCUAUAGGGCCGCCGACUGGAACCUAAAGGAACCCACCUGGACGGGUAGGAUGCGACUUGUGGCGAAGGGCACGGCCUGCAUCUUGAAGCUGGAGGAUAAGACCAGCGGCGCCCUCUUCGCCAAUUGCCCCAUCGAUACAUAUCCCGGCGUGGCCAUCGAAGCAGUCUCCGACAGUUCCCGUUAUUUCGUCAUACGUGUCCAAGACGACAAUGGAAGGUCGGCCUUCUUGGGCCUGGGCUUUGGCGAUCGUUCCGACUCAUUUGACCUGAAUGUGGCGCUGCAGGAUCACUUCAAGUGGGUGAAGAACCAAGAGCAGAUCGAAAAAGAAAAGACCGAGCCCAAGCAGGAGCUGGAUCUGGGCUUCAAGGAGGGGGAAACCAUCAAGAUUAAUAUGAGGAUAACGAAAAAGGACGGCUCUGACGGCCCCUCCCGAACUGGCAAGAACAAGGGCAACAGCGGCGUACUGCCACCGCCGCCCGGUGGCUUGGGCAAGAUAGCGCCACCACCAGCAGCCGCGGCUUCGCCCGGUGCGACGGUUCGGACAAGUCCUGGCGUCUCGCCAGCCCACAGACCAUCCGGCGGUGGUUCCGAGUGGACCGACUAUGCAUCAGCUGGGGGCAAUCAAGGACAACAGAACUCGGCAAAUGCCAACUGGGUGCAGUUUUAGGCUGCAGCUCUGCUCUCCACCUGCUGCCGCCUGCUGCUGCUGUUGCUGUUGCGACCGACCUCCCUUCUUCUGUCAUAGGAUCUUCUGCAGCGCUUUAAAUUAUCACCACCUACUAUCAUUUGUUGGGACAUUCAUUAUUUGGAUUAUAUUUUUUUUUCAUUUUGGCAAUGGGAAACGACGACGACGACCAAUAAGAGAAAAAUUGAACCGAGAGGCAUUCAGCGCAUAGAGAAAAACGUUAAAGUUAGCCUUUUUUUUAUAUAUAUAUACAUUAAUUAAUGGAAAUUGUGUAUUAGUGUCCCCUCUUUCUCUCUUGUCUGCCACUCACAGGGGCAGGACACCGCUCUGCUCUACGCUACCCGUCUCCCUCUGAAUGGUGUAGCGUAGAAUAUUGGUGAAGGGAGAGAGGGGAUUUUGGUAGCAAACUAUUUAGCCUGGUUGUUAAUUGUGUAAAGGAAUUGUUUGAGGGAAAACGCAUGAUAAUUCAUAAUAAUUGUAAUGGAAGUUAAUAUUCGGCAAUUGUAAUUUGUUAAACCAAUUUUAUAGGCACAAAAAAAUGCAACAUGCUAGCUGCAAAACAAAAACAAAAAAGAAAAUAACUAAAGUGAAAGUGAUUCAAAUUGUUUGAGUACUUACACCAGAGUCACCACGUCACACGUGUGCAUGCAAAGGACAUUCCGCAGAUGAGCAAGCAAA
Drosophila obscura is the source of this 1522-nucleotide messenger RNA. Its product is annotated as NECAP-like protein CG9132. Gene Ontology annotation, biological process: endocytosis. The record is from RefSeq and is a predicted model, not a curated record. Bases 83 to 826 code for a protein of 247 amino acids. Gene Ontology annotation, cellular component: membrane; clathrin vesicle coat. The transcript is spliced from 4 exons. NCBI's taxonomy places the organism in Eukaryota, Metazoa, Arthropoda, Insecta, Diptera, Drosophilidae.